AUGGCCGCCCCGGCGAAGGCGCUGAGCGCGCGCGACAAGGAGGAGCUGAAGGAGAAGCUGGCCUUACUGCAGAGAGAAUACAGGAAGACGGUCAGCAGGCUGCAGCGAGCUGAAAGAACCGAGAAGGUCAAGAGUUAUGUCAAGAAAACAGUUGCAGAGCAAAAUCACUUGCUUCUGCAGGCAGCGGCUAAGGAGGACCCUGCAGGAUCCGCCAGUCAGGUGGCUCUCGAGGCCUCCGCCAGCAACCCGCCUGGUUCUUCCGAGACGAACGCCACGAAAACUCCGUCAGUGACCUUCAACCUUGAGCCGGAGGUGUUCUGCCAAGAAGGCCACUUGCCCAAGAACACGGGCCUGGCAUGUACCGAUGGGGAGCGCGAACAGAUUCUCGGUGGUCCCCUGCAGCCUGUUCCUGGGGAAAAACGGAACCGCCUGUCUCGAAGCAGGAGGAAGGGGCGGCCAACAGUGGCUUCGAAGGAGAUGAGAGAAGAUGCACGCGAUGGAGACCAGCCAGGGAAUGAAGGGGCCAGCCUGGAGAGUUCUCAGUCUCCGGUCUUCAUGGGACAAGGCAGCAGUUUCGAGAUGGAUCGGAGCGUCCCGAGGAUGCCCCCAGCGAUGGCAGUGAUGAGAGGAAGCGGCACUGCCGGCCCCGUGACACCCCAGCAAGAAGGCUUACAGGGAGCUCGUGGGGGAAACAUCCCUCCCAGGGUCCUCGGUCCACCGCAUGGCCACCUGUCGGAGGAGAGUCAGGGUCUCUCCUCGGAGGGCAUCUUUGCCACCUCUGAAGAUUCAGCAGUCAAGGACACGGCUUUGCCUGCCAAUGUCGAGAAUGUCUUAAAAGAAAAAGACGGAGGCAGGGAGGGCGAAGGAGACCCGGGCGAAACUGCCCCUCGUGAGGGAGGAAGUGAAACAUGCCAAGAAAGAAGCCCAUUCGGGAAGCUGCAGCGCUCCGGCCGUGGUGCCAGGGAGUCUCCCGCCCUUGAGCCAGGGAGGACGGGUUCUGGUGGGGAGGCUGAGGCUGGGCCUCCCCUCCUGGAGGCAGUCUCUCCUGCCACCCCCACCAACAGCCUCCUGGACUCCUGCACAGUUGUGGAAGGGCUCCUGUUUCCAGUGGAGUAUUACGUGAGGACCACCCGGCGCAUGUCCCGUUGCCAGCGGGAGCCGAACCUGGCAGCUGUCAUUCAGAGCCAGCUGGGCAAGAGAAGGAGGAGCCCGAGAGCCUCCCCGAAGGACAGAGUGGCGAGUCCCACCCCCGCCACCCAAGGGCUGCCGGCAAGUGGGUCCCUUUUCCCCCCUCCUGACGCGGGCCAGGAAAAGGGGAGUGGGUCUCCUCUGGCGUCAAAAGAGAGCCCCGGUCCUGGCGAAGGGCUGCCUCAGAGCGGGGCUGUUACGCAGCGGAGCAGAAGGGCAAGGUGGAAGGGGAGAAGGCGGCCCAGGCGUGGGGCUCUCGGAGGGAACCACUCUCUUGCGUUGAGUGAGGUGUGUCGACCUGAGCCUCAAGAGCAGGCUGGGAAUCUGGGCCUUGCCGGGGUAGAGCCGGAUCAGAGCGGUUCGGUGUCUUCGCAUCAAAGUAGACGUGGGAGCCAGUCAUGUGCGGGAGCUCCAGAUCCGGCUUUGCUCGGCUGCCUCAGGCUUCCCGGCACUCUCAAGUGGCUGCCCUCCGACUUGGCCCUCCAAGAAUUCCACUUGCCUGCGGAGGAGUUCGGCCUCCUUCAGUCGGAAAAAGUCAAAGCUUCCGCCGUAAAAGCAGCGGAGGUGGUGGGCGCUGGUGAGUCAGUCGAGUGCCUCCAGGGUCCUGAUCUGGCUGAGCUGCAGGCAGCAGAAGAGAGUCCGGGAGACGUUCUCCUUUCUCCAGAGGAUGAGCCCCCCGAGCUCUCCCCCCCUCUACAGGGCUUGCACACAAGCAAGCUGCUCCUCUCUCCAACCAAUGUUGUCCCGGAGGGGGGAAGCAGUCAGCUGGAAACCCAGCUGCCCACCCCUCUUUUCCCUGUGGUGGGGGCAACCCCGGCCACUCAGGACUGUUGUGACGCGCCUGGGCAAGCGCGAGCCGAUUCCCCUCAGGAGCCAAGUGCUGGAGCGGUGGGCACGCCGACGUGUGGCACGGAGGAAGAGCGAUACCCUGUGGGGAUGUCGUGCCCAGAGGGCGGAGGGGGAGCCAGCUGGGAGCCUGGCGAAGCAACCGUGAGCGUGGAUGCAAGGCAGAAGCUACCGUCUGAGUCUAGAGAGCACUGUGGGGCCUCAGCCAGCCAGCAGGAAAUAGCAGAAGACUUGGCACAGGGGCUGAAGCGCUGCCAGGAAGAAGGGAAUUUGCAGAUGACCUCCAAGCUAAAGAAUUCUGCGGGUUCCUGCUGCGUGGACAUGAGUGCCGUGUGGUGGGAAGGGGCGGACUUCACUGCGUUGUGCAUCGUGACCGCCUGUGAGACUUCCGUCGCCCUCUGGAGGCCCCUGGACUCCGGCUGCUGGGAGACCAUCCACACCUGGCGCUUUGCAGAGGUGCCGGUCUUCCAAAUCGUCCCUCUGCCUGGGGCCCACAGCCUUGUGUGCACGGCCUUGGGGGGCCUGGAGAUAGCCGAGAUCAGGCUGCUCUUUCAUUCUCUCGGCGAUGGCUGCCUUAAACAGCCGCUGGUCAAGGCCGGAAAUAUCAAGGCUGUCCUGGGCCUGAGUGGCAGGAGGCUGGUCAGCAGCUGUGGCCCAGCCGUGGAAGUCCUUUCCUUCCCUGACGCAGGAGGGGGCUGUGUGAGGCAGGCCUUGUCUCCUCCCGAGGAGACCACUUUGGCUUUUGCUGCAGUGGAUGGGAUGGCUGAGGCUUUGGUCGGCUUGAACGCCGCCAACUGCGUGGUGCUCUGGAACCUGAGGACUGGGCAGCUGCUGUGCCAGAUGCCACUGGGCUAUGCCUACCCUGCGUCAGUGUGCCACCAGGCGUACUCCGACUCGGGCCUCCUGUUUGUGGUUUUAAGUCACCCGCGUGCCAAGGAAAGCCAGUCGUGCGGCAGCCCUGCUUUCCAGGUGGUGGCAUUCAAUCCCAAGACAGCCAGGAGCGCCCAGGUGAUGAUCGUAUCCCUCCCUCCAGGGCUCCAAGGAAGGUACCUGGAAGGGGACGUGCGGGACACAUCCGCAGCAGCCGUGCUGACCUCCGGAGCCGUUGCCGUUUGGGAUUUGCUGGGGGGAGAGUGCACAGCUCUGCUGCCCCCCAGCGCCGAGGGGAGCUGGUCUCUCGUCAGGUGGUCGGUCACAGAGAAGUGUCUGCUGGCUGGCCAGGCGGACGGCAGCGUCUGCAUCUACAGCUAUGCGGCCAGGCCGUGCUCUGCCCCAGAGACGGUCCAGCGGGAUGGCCAGCAUUUGUGGGCCUCAGGGGUUCCUGAGAAGGGGGAACUGUCGCACAGAGAUUUCUCCGGCUCCCUGCCGUUUUGGCCGAGAACGGGCUGA
This is a messenger RNA of Euleptes europaea (tarantolino), 3423 nucleotides long. It is a transcript of the gene PALB2, whose product is annotated as partner and localizer of BRCA2. The record is from RefSeq and is a predicted model, not a curated record. The transcript is spliced from 13 exons. NCBI's taxonomy places the organism in Eukaryota, Metazoa, Chordata, Lepidosauria, Squamata, Sphaerodactylidae. Gene Ontology annotation, biological process: double-strand break repair via homologous recombination. Gene Ontology annotation, molecular function: protein binding; DNA binding. The coding region runs from base 1 to 3423 and encodes 1140 amino acids. Gene Ontology annotation, cellular component: nucleoplasm.